UCGUUUUUGACGAACAAAGCGUGGGGUUUCCUCAGUUUCAAAUUCAUCUUUCGUCGUAAUAAUUUCAAGGAAUAGCCGUUUCAUUUAUACUUCCGCAAUUCUCAGAGAGAAAAGAGGGAUAUUUAGGGCACGCUCUCCAUUUCAAGAUCGUCGUCGAGCUUCGGAAUCUUGACGGAGAGAGUUGUGGCCAUUGGUAGGAAACGAGGGGCAUGGGAAUUGUUUUUUUUUAUACCAGUGCUUAAAUCGCGAAGAAAGAUCGAGAUAUAAAGGGGUUCAGGAUGGCGCUGUUUUUGUCGGAGGAAGAGUUCCGGGGGUGUGCGGGGAAUGCCAAGCUGGUGGCGGAGAAGGCGGACGCGUUUAUUCGGGAGCUCUAUGCUCAAAUUGAGACUGUCAAGGCGGAGGCCGACGCCGCUUCCAUUACUUUCGAGCAGACGUCGUCUCUGAUUGAACAGAAGUACGUUUCACUUUCAGCGGAAUACUCCUCCCUGCAAUCGCAGUUCGAUGAACUAAAAUCUUCCUCGGGAAAAGGCGCUUCUGAACUUGAACAGCUCCGAUCCGAGAAGCAACAACUUCUCGUUCAAACUAUUGAGAAAGACGGGGAGAUUGAGAGGCUGACAACGGAAGCGUCAGAACUGCAUAAAUCGAAGAGGCAGUUGAUGGAAUUAUUGGAGCAGAAGGACUUGGAAAUUGGCGAGAAGAAUGCCACUACUAAGAGUUAUCUUGAUAAAAUUAUCAACUUAUCAGAGGCAGUAGCAUCAAAGGAAGCACGGUUGGGUGAGCUGGAGUCCGAAUUGGGACGAAUGCAAGCUACUUCUGCCCGCGCUUUGCAAGAAAAGGAGCUUCUUGAGAGGCACAAUAAAUGGCUCAAUGAUGAGUUGACAACUAAGGUUGACAGUCUUGUCCAGCUGCGCAAAGCAAAUGGAGAACUUGAGGUUGAGAUGUCUUCUAAGCUUGCUGAUGCUGAUAAGAAAUUUCAGGAGAUUUCUAGUUCUUUGAAAUGGCACAAGGAUAGAGUGAAGGACAUGGAGGACAAACUUUGCUCCACAGAAAAGGAAUUGUUGGCAACUAAGGAUGCAGCUGCAGCUGCAGAGGGGCGGUUCAGUGCUGAAAUAUCAACAGUUAACAAGCUUGUGGACUUAUACAAGGAAAGCUCCGAGGAAUGGUCCAAGAAAGCCGGGGAGCUUGAGGGAGUCAUCAAAGCGUUAGAAACUCAUUUGAAUCAAGUUGAGAGUGAAUAUAAAGAAAAGCUUGAAAAGGAAGUGUCAGCAAGGAAGGACAUGGAAAAGGAGUUUGCUAAUUUGAAGGAAAAGCUUCAGACCAGCGAAGCAGAAUUGAAGAAGUUGAGAAAAGAGAAUGAACAGAAACAUCUUUCUCUUAGUUGUUUUACAUCAAACUUACCACUGCCCUCAGCUGAUACCAACAAAAUUGAGGAUGAUCGAGCCAUUGUACCUCAUAUUCCAGCUGGUGUUUCUGGAACAGCAUUAGCUGCUUCACUUCUUAGGGAUGGAUGGCCUCUGGCCAAAAUGUAUGCCAAAUACCAAGAAGCUGUUGAUGCGUUGCACCAUGAGCAACUGGGAAGAAAACAAACCCAAGCUGUUUUGGAGCGAGUGCUUUAUGAAAUAGAAGAAAAAGCUGGAGCAAUCAUGGAUGAACGAGAGGAGCACGAUCGACUUGUUGAAGCAUAUUCUACUUUGAAUCAAAAGCUGCAGCAUUCGUUAUCUGAACAUUCUGUUCUCGAAACAACCAUUAAUGAGUUAAAGGCUAACAUAAAGAAGCAGGAGCGGGAAUAUGCUGUCGCUCAGAAGGAGAUUACUGACCUCCAGAAGCAGGUGGCUGUCCUCUUAAAGGAAUGUCGUGAUAUUCAGUUGCGAUGUGGAUCAGCUCCUCAUGAUGAUGAUGGACUUAUUUCUGGUACUAUCAUAUCACUGAAUGCUGAAUCCAAUGCUGAUGAUAUCAUUUCUACACGUCUGUUGACCUUCAAGGAUAUAAAUGGACUAGUUGAGCAGAAUGUGCAGCUCCGCAGUCUUGUUCGCAACCUUUCCGAUCAAAUAGCUUAUAAAGAAGCAGAGUUGAAGGAGAAGUAUGAGGAUGAGCUGAAGAAGCACACCAGUGAUACUGCAUCUAAAGUCAACCAAGUAUUGAAGAGAGCAGAGGAGCAGGCUCAAAUGAUUGAAUCACUCCAUACAUCCGUAGCGAUGUACAAGAGAUUAUAUGAAGAGGAACAUAAACUUAGGGCGCUUCCUUCCCAUUUAGAAGAAGCAGUUCCAGUUCAAGAGCAAGGAAGUAGGGGGGCUAUGCUUUUACUUGAGAGCAGCAGUAAUGCAACUCAAAAGGUGCAAGAGCAUACUUUUGAGCGCUUGAAAAGUCUUGAAGAAGAUGUGGCAAAAUCUAGGGGUGAAAUAAUUUCCAUGCGAGCUGAGCGGGACAAGUAUGCACUGGAAGCACAAUUUGCCCAAGAAAAACUUGAUAGAUUUAUGAAGGAAUUCGAGCAUCAGAGACAAGAGCAUAAUGGAGUUCUUGCUAGAAAUGUGGAGUUCUCGCAGUUGAUAGUUGACUACCAAAGAAAACUGCGUGAAAGUGCUGAGGCUGUAGAUGCAUCCAAUGAACUUUCCAGGAAGCUGAAAAUGGAGGUAUCAAUGUUGCAGCACGAAAAGGAAAUACUACAAAACUCUGAGAAGAGAGCUUCUGAUGAAGUUCAGAGUUUAUCUGAGAGGGUUCAUCGGCUGCAGGCAAGUUUGGAUACCAUUCACAGUACUGAGGAAGUUCGUGAGGAGGCUAGAGGUAUUGAGAAGAGAAAGCAAGAGGAGUAUAUCAGCAAAAUUGAGAGAGAAUGGGCCGAUGCUAAAAGGGAGCUUCAGGAAGAGCGAGAUACUGUUCGCAAUCUCACUCUUGAUCGAGAAAGUACGCUGAAGAACGCCUUGAGACAAGUUGAGGAAUUAAGCAAAGACUUGGCUAAUGCCAUGCAAUCUGUUACAGCUGCUGAGUCUAGGGCUGCCGUUGCAGAGGCACGCUGCUCUGAUCUGGAAAAGAUUAUAGAGUCUGCCACUACGAAGGAUUCUGAUGGUAAGGAAGGUGCGGCAUCCUCUGCUUCUAGUGAUAAGUUACUGGCAAAUUACCGGGAGGAAAUUGAAAAAUUAAGAAGGGAAGUACAAUCUAGCAGUGAACACAUGCUGCAGUAUAAGAGCAUUGCUCAAGUAAAUGAAGAAGCACUGAAACAGAUUGAAGUGGCAUAUCAGAAUUUUAAAAAUGAGACUGAUGAAGCAAAGAGGUCAUUGGAAGCUGAGCUUCAUUCACUUAAAGAGCGCAUAUGUGAACUUGAAAGUGAAUGUCAACAGAAGACUGCAGAAGCAAUCUCUGCAAAUGCUGGAAAAGACGAAGCUCUUAUGGGUGCUUUGUCAGAAAUAUCUAAUCUGAAGGAUGAUUGUGCUAACAAAAAAUCAGAGAUUGUGGUGUUGGAAUCGCGCAUCUCUGCCCUGAAAGAAGAUUUGGAGAGAGAGCAUCAACGAUGGCGAAAUGCUCAAGAUAACUACGAAAGACAGGUUAUCCUUCAAUCAGACACAAUUCAGGAGUUAACAAAAACAUCACAAGCUUUAGCUGCAGCACAAGAGGAGGUUGCUAAGCUCCGGAAAGUGGCAGAUACACUUAAAAGUGAAAAUAAUGAGUUGAAGUCACGAUGGGAGAUGGAAAAGUUAGCCAUAGAAGCUUAUAAGAAUGAUGCAGAUAGGAAGUACGAUGAAAUAAAUGAACUGAACAAAAUUUUGCACAGCCGACUUGAGGCCCUGCAUAUUCAGGCGGCUGAAAAGGAACGAGGAACGGCUUCGAGUUCUCAGAACUUAGCUGAUGAUGAUGGGCUGCAGAGUAUUGUUAGUUAUCUAAGGCGGUCAAAGGAGAUAGCAGAAACUGAGAUCUCUUUGCUGAAGCAAGAAAAGAUUCGCUUGCAGUCUCAACUCGAGAUUGCUCUGAAGUCAUCCGAGGAAGCACAAGCAACACUUCGCAUGGAGCGAGCAAAGUCACGCUCAUCAGUCUUCUCUGAGGAAGAAUUCAAAUCUCUUCAACUACAGGUUAGAGAAGUGACUUUACUCCGCGAAAGUAAUGUGCAACUCAGGGAGGAGAACCGGCAUAAUUUUGAAGAAUGCCAGAAGCUUCGUGAAGCUUUCCAAAGUGCUAAGAUUCAGAAUGAUAAUAUGGAGAAUCUAUUGAGGGACAAAGACACUGAAUUGGAAGCUUACAGAAAAGAAAUUGAUAUGCUGAAGCUGGAGAAAGCGCAACUCGAAAACAGAAUCGAUGAAUUAGUUCAGAAGUGCAAGGAUGUCGAUGUGGAUGAUUAUAAUCGCAUGAAAGAAUCUCUUCAGCAGAUGGAUGCAAGUUUAAAAGAAAAGGAUGCACAAUUGGAGGAAAUUAAGAAACAUCUAUCCGAAAAGCAGGAUGCUAUAUCACUCUUAGAGAAAGAUCUCGACAGAACCCGUACUGAAUUGAGCAAAAAGGAGACGAGGAUUAAUGACAUCUUGCAAGCUGAUGCUUCUCUAAAAUCUGAAGUUGAAAAACUUAAACGGAUGAAUAUUGCAUCGAGGAGGAAGUAUGAUAACUUGUUAAAGGAAAAGGAUGAUCUGAACAAAGAGGUGCAAUCCCUUUCGAAACAGUUAGAGGAAGCUAAACAAGCCAAGCAAAAUACGGUCGAUUCUGCAGCCGAGCAGGCUCUAAAGGAAAAGGAGAAGGAGAAAGACACCAGAAUCCAAAUCCUGGAAAAAACACUGGAGAGGCACAGAGAGGACUUGAAGAAGGAGAAGGAAGAUCUUCAUAAGGAAAAAGAAAAAAAUCAGAAGAUGCGGAAAACUCUGAUUGAUUCUCGUACAAUUGUAACUCAGGAAAAAACCAUGCUCUCAGAUGAGUUGUCGAAACAUAAACAAGCUCUGAAAGAACUUCAGGAUGAGGUGGAGAAAUUGAAAAGCUCGGGUCAGCCAGAGAGUACAUCUGUGAUCCAACAUUCUUCUGUUGCUCUAUUGGAAGAUUUUGCUUCGACAUAUUAUCAGGCUGUUGAGAAUUUUGAGCAGGUUUCACAGUCUGCUUGUGUUGAUCCCGAUUCUGCCGCCCUUGACGCUCCUCCAGAUAAUACAUCAUCUGCUGGUCAGAUUGUCAGUUUAGCGAACCAAACCCCGCCAGUUCCUGCUGCAACUGCUCCGUUAGCAAGAACAAGUGACGACAAAAAUAGGAGACUUGCUACUGCAAAGGCUAGUGCUAAAAUUGGAAGACGACUGGUGCGCCCGAGUAUUACAAGGCCCAAGGAGCCGCAAGGCGAGGUAGAUAUGUCGGAAGCAGACGAAUCCAAUACCGGGUUAUCAUCCCAAAAUGCAGAAAGUCAAGGACAUACAGCUACUGUUCCAGCUCCAGCUGCUUCCAUACGCAAACGUCCUUCGACUUCACUGUCUUCUGAAAUGCAAGAGGAUUUGCCUGCGCCGGAGGAAACAAGCCCCGACUCAGCCGCUCCUCUUCACAAGAAGCCCAAAGGCUCAGAAAGUCUACAAGAGGGCGGAGAAGAACCCGGAACUGCUCCUGGAAAACUUUCCGAAGUUUUAGCUGUUGAGGAACCAUCUGAUGCUGCAUUAUCUAAAGACGAAACAGUUGAUGUUGAAAGGGAGGAUUUUGAUGCUACAGUUGAGCAAGGAGAAGACCCGGCAACAGAUGAACAGAUGCAGGUUGAACUACCUAGCGAAACAGUCGAGACUGCUGAAGAAAAACUCGACAAGCCAAGCGAAACUGUGAUGUCCGACGACCAGUUGAGAGAUCAGACAGAACAAGACAUCCAGCAGAUAAUUUCCGAAUCAAGCGGCGACAGAGAAGAGGGUGAGAUGGUCGCCGAGUACGGCGAUAAUGAUGACAAUAAUGUAGCUAACGAGAUGUCCGGCCUAGGCUCCGACGAGCUUCAGGCUGCUCCACAAACAGGCGAACCGGAGAACACACAAAUUACUGACCCGAUGAGUCAAGCAAACUUGGAAUCUGGGGAAAUCGAUCCUUCCCAAACCCCACCAUGGGAGGAAGAUAAGAUUGUCGACACGACUGAGAACAUUCCCGACAAUGCAAGCAAGCUUAAAGAAGCUUCGCCGGCUCCUCCUGAUCCUGCAACCGACAUUCCUGCCACCGGGUCAACUGUUACUGCAACUGAAGAAGCCUCGACCAGCAGUGCUGUGGAUGCCGGCUCUUCCGAACAAGGCGGCUCCACUCCCCCACAGGAUACGGGAACAGCGAAACCAGUGUCGCCUGUGAGUGGCAGUUCGACUACCAUCAAUCUGCAGGAGAGAGCGAGGCAACGGGCGCACCUGAGACAAGCUGGGAUGGCUUCUUCUACUUCGACAACCCCCGGCAGAGCUCGCGGCAGAACGAUUCGCGGUCGCGGCGCCCGAGGCACUACCCGGGGAGGACGUGGACAAUCUUCAGGUUAGAUGGUGAGGGACUUUGAAGUUUUUUUGAUGAUUGAGAUAUUCAUGAGUCUUCACAAUUUGGGACUUAGACACAUUUGCUAAUGCAUUCUAUUUUGUGUUUUACAUUGAUUUCCUUCUUGGUAGACAAUGUGUAUUGAGCAUUCUAUUUUAAACAAUAUUAAAUACUGAAGAUGAUAAACGUA
Messenger RNA from Andrographis paniculata, 6619 nucleotides. Its product is annotated as nuclear-pore anchor. Gene Ontology annotation, biological process: mRNA export from nucleus; protein import into nucleus. The coding region runs from base 279 to 6437 and encodes 2052 amino acids. The record is from RefSeq and is a predicted model, not a curated record. The transcript has 34 exons. Gene Ontology annotation, cellular component: nuclear pore. NCBI's taxonomy places the organism in Eukaryota, Viridiplantae, Streptophyta, Magnoliopsida, Lamiales, Acanthaceae. Gene Ontology annotation, molecular function: structural constituent of nuclear pore.